GAGCGGACGGAGAGCCGCACUGCACGCUGACAAGCCAGGACAGGGCGAGGCGGCGGUCCCGGUGUAUGCCCCCAUCCAUCAUCGCUAUGGGAAUUACCACAGCGUUGUCUGUGAAGCAGACCCUCACCUCGCAUCUAAAACCGGUUCACCUGGAGACACAGACUAUAAAACACUGCAGUGGAGACUGUCGCUGCUCAGAGCCGGGCUCAGCUUCUAUCCUCCGGUAAACUGAGGAGGACGAUGAUGAUGAUGAUGACUAACAUCUAUAGAUGAGAAGUCUUUCUCAGGCCGUCACCUUGGACCUCUGCUCGACCUUCAUCUGUAUACUCUAAACGAGGACCAUGCCUGCCAUGUGUGUAUCCGCAGUGCUCUUAUGUACAGUUGUGGUCGAUAUCUCAGCUCGGGUUUUGACAACAUCCAGCACAGAUGACCAGCCCAUUCUUUCACAACGGCACUAUCAGUACACCGACCAAGACACGGGCACCCAGCUGGUCUGUGAUAAGUGCCCGGCUGGCACCUAUGUCUCCAUCCACUGCUCUCCAACAUCUGUGAGGGAAUGCAGCCCCUGUCCUAAAGGCACCUUCACACGGGGAGAGAAUGGAGUUCAGCAAUGCCAUCGUUGCAGGAGUCCUUGCCCAGCUGGCUUUAUUGAGAAAAUGCCUUGCACAGCCACCCAGGAUCGAAUCUGCACAUGCCCACCCAAUACAUUCCUGUCAGGGGAUGGUGGUGCUGUGUGUAAGCCCCACUCUUUGUGCCCCCCAGGCAAGAGGGUGAAAAAGCAGGGCAGUGAGAAAAAGGACGUGGUCUGUAAGCAGUGCUCUGAGGGAACUUUUUCAGAUGUGAAAUCAAGUGCAACACAGUGCAGAAAUCACACAGACUGCCAGGUUCAGGGGCUGGUGCUGCUCUCACCAGGGACUAGAGAGAAAGAUAAUAUCUGUGGACCCCUUUCUACAGCUCCAUCCUCUGCCUCCACAACCACUUUAGGUGGCUCAGGACAGGCUGUGCUUGUACAGGAACCCAUUAUUUCUUCAAUCUUUCCAGCACCCCUGGCUGGACCUGCACAAAAAGGUACCCACAGCCAGUCAGCAGCCAUUCAGCUGAAGGAACCCCAGGGUGGAAAAAGCCAGCGAGCAGAAGAGCACCUCCGAAGCCAUCCCGGCACUCUCACCCCACCAAAUUUGACUCCAGUUCUCCCAGCUCAUGAGGAACCAAUGGACCAUGAGUUGCAGAGGGGGCAACUGAAUUCUGAACCAAACCCAGGGCCUAACAAGAGGGCAAUGGGAGAUCUGGGGACUGAAGAAAUAGCCAAGUUUGAAACAAGCAUAAGAAAGAUUAAUGGACAAGAUAGCGCAGGUGGGGCCUCCAGCUCCUACAGGCCAAUUCGCAGGGGAUUCCCAAGACCAAGCGCCCAUAAUCACUUUGACAUAAACGAGCACCUGCCCUGGAUGAUUGUACUGCUGCUGUUGCUGGUGCUGGUGGUGAUCGUAGUGUGUAGUGUGAAGCAGAGCUCUCAGGUGUUGAAGAAGGGCCCAAUGCAGGACCCGAGCAGCAUCAUGGAGAAGGCAAUUCAAAAGAAACCACCUGCACCACUAACUCAAGCCCGAGAGAAGUGGAUCUACUAUUCCAAUGGACAAGGAGUGGAUAUCCUGAAGCUCGUGGCAGCCCAGGUGGGCACGCAGUGGAUUGACAUCUAUCAGUCGCUGGCUAAUGUCACCGAGCGUGAGGUGGCUGCCUUCUCCAACGGCUACUCUUCUGAUCAUGAGAGGGCGUAUGCUGCGCUGCAGCACUGGACGAUCCGGGACAGCGAUGCCAACCUGGCCAAGCUGAUCAACGCCCUGCACCGGCAGCGCCGCAUCGAUGUGGUGGAAAAGAUCCGCUGUGUAAUGGAGGACAACCCACAGUUUGACGUCAACCAGCUGAUGACCUCAGGGAAUGUAAGCAAUAGACACAGUCCAAUCCAGAAGCCCACAGAGUCUCCUAUUAGCAUUGCCAGCAACAGUAGCAUGGGCCGGGUCAGUGGCAUGGGUUUGGAGCAGUCACCAGUGGACCGCACCAAAGGCUUCUUCCCUGAUGAAUCGGAGCCCCUGCUUCGCUGCGACUCUACCUCCAGCAAAGACUCCGCCCUGAGUAGGAAUGGCUCCUUCAUUACCAAAGAGAAGAAAGACACAGUGCUCCGACAGGUGCGUCUGGACCCAUGUGACCUGCAGCCCAUCUUUGACGACAUGCUGCACAUCCUGAACCCGGAGGAGUUGCAUAUCAUCGAACAGAUCCCAGCCGCUGAGGACAAACUGGACAGGCUCUUUGAGAUUGCAGGAGUGAAGAGUCAGGAGGCCAGCCAGAAGCUGCUGGACUCUGUGUACAGCCAUCUCCCUGACCUCUUGUAGCAGAGGAAAGAUCAGGAAACAGCACAGACUGGAGUUGGCACAAGAAUAAAAAGAAGUACGAGGGAUGAAUACAAUGUUGUGUUCCAGUUAAGUCUUGGGUGGCAUUUCAUCUAAAAAGCUGUCAUCACGCCACUUCAUUUGAACAUGGUCUGUGUCUGCUACCUCCAGUGACUCUUUAAAAUAUUUACUUUAUUCCUUUUCUUGUUCUUCUAAUACACACAAGUACUCCUUUAAAACAACCCAGCCUAUACCACGAUGAACUAAUUUAGAGGAAUACUGGGUUGAAAAGUAGCGUAGACGUAAAUGGACUCCAUAGAAAAUCACACGUAGCACUUUCUUUAUCUGAAAUGGUCUUCAUGCCUUCAUGUCUAAAGAAAUUUGUAGUUUGUGCCUGUUGUUCAGGCUUCUCAUGCCUUUAACAUGGAUCAAGUGUUACACGCUACAUUUAACAAUGAACAUGGUAAAGGUAAAUAAGCUAUAACUUCAAAUGAUGCUGGUAUUAUUCUUUAAUUUUAGGGUUCUUGUAAAGAAUAUUUUUGCCCAGGUGUAGGUUUAACUGUAAGUCAUGUGCCUGAACUUUCCAAAGCUUUGUUCCUCCCUCCCUCUUACUGUAACCACCAGCAGGGAACAGCAUUACUUAGAUGGUUGUCCUGCUUUUCGGCAACCAAAACCAUAGCUCAAAAAAUGACCUUCGAAACUUUGUCUAAUGUUCUGAUAUAUGGUUUUUGAGAAAAAAAAAAGCUGAACUAAACGGGAAGCUUAACUGCGUUGACCGGCAGCAGUCUGCUUCUCUGGAACUGAAACCAUGUCUGAAAAGGUUCAGCCACCUUUGAAUUCAUGGGGAGGAGAAAUACUUGGACUAGUACACUCAUGCAGACCUCAACUAGCUACCCCUAGUUGCCUCAACAAAUGUAGUGUUGAUAAAGUGUUCUUGAUACAUUCUGGAGCUUCAUGUCAGUGUGGUUUUCAAUCAGACAGAGUUGCCUAAGUGUUUCACUGCUAGAGUAAAAAUGAUAAAAUACAACAGAUUUUUUUCCUUUUUUAUGCGGUAGUAUUUUGCUACCUGUACCAUUUAGUUGAUGAGAAAAUGUCAUAAUGAUGCACUAAUCCUAUUUUCCAUUAAGAGAGAGAUGUUGUACUUUGUCUUUAAUGUUUUAUAACUAACAUUUGAUUUUAUUGGUUAUUAUAUUUCUGUCACAAUGUUUCCAUUUUUCUUUCAUCAGCAUUCAGACAGAUGUGCUCACCAGGAUGUAACAUAUACAUACUCCAUAAUCUACUUGAAGUCUGUCUACUUGGCUCUUUUACAUGAUGUAACAGGAAAAAAAAUGCAAUUUCUGUUCCCUCAACGUUCCACUCAACAAAACACAUCAACAUUUGGUGCACGCCUGAUCUCUCACUGGCUGGCAUUACAAGGGCAGAGAUAUGCGAAUCCAGGGUAAAGAUGGAAAAUACUGACUGAAUGAAAAAGAGUUAAGGUUGUGUUCCAGGACUCUGUGAGCUUUCUCAACAUCUGAACAUCCACCAGAUCACUGGCUUGGUUUCAUUUUAUUCACAUGCUAAAUUGACAUAUUUGCAGAAACUACUGGAUUUUAUUUUAGAAAUUAAUUUGAAUACAUUUUUAAAAGCUUUGCCAUACAUGUGCUGCAAGUAGGUACUGUAAAACAUGGUAAAUGGUGCAUGUUAAUCAAACCCAAAUCCUAGUCGUGCCCAUUGCCCUUAUCCUAGAUGACUGUACGAUGUGAGCUUUUUAUUUUCUGAUGCACAUGCAGAUUGAGUGGCUGAUCAUCAAAUUUCACACAUGUAACCAGUAAGUUUAUUACUACAUAACCGCUUAAAAUCCACAAAUUAAAGCUAAAAGAUUUGUCAUAAA
This is a messenger RNA of Neolamprologus brichardi, 4254 nucleotides long. It is a transcript of the gene tnfrsf21, whose product is annotated as tumor necrosis factor receptor superfamily, member 21. The record is from RefSeq and is a predicted model, not a curated record. Gene Ontology annotation, biological process: neuron apoptotic process; negative regulation of B cell proliferation; negative regulation of myelination. Gene Ontology annotation, cellular component: plasma membrane. Lineage: Eukaryota; Metazoa; Chordata; Actinopteri; Cichliformes; Cichlidae. Gene Ontology annotation, molecular function: protein binding.